Camelus dromedarius (Arabian camel) is the source of this 2964-nucleotide messenger RNA. RefSeq names its product hemogen (gene HEMGN). Gene Ontology annotation, biological process: regulation of osteoblast differentiation; cell differentiation. The record is from RefSeq and is a predicted model, not a curated record. NCBI's taxonomy places the organism in Eukaryota, Metazoa, Chordata, Mammalia, Artiodactyla, Camelidae. The transcript has 4 exons. The coding region runs from base 1117 to 2406 and encodes 429 amino acids. Gene Ontology annotation, cellular component: nucleoplasm.
CCCCACAAAGUACCUACCAAUAUUGUCCCAUAUUGUAGGUAGGUAAAUGGGCUCCAAGACUAUCUAACUUGUCUAAAAUCACUGAAUUAGGGAAUGUGGCAACUCUGGAAUUCAGACUCUCUUCAGUUCAGUCUUUGACUCCAGACCCAUCAUUAAGCCUACCUCUCACAGGCUGGUUGCCCAUAGCAGGAGGUGGUCAGUGUUCCUUCCUUAGGUGAACAAUCCUCGUCCUCUAUGCCUCCUUGUCUUCAUAAAUGGGGUGACCGAUUGGAGAUGGGCGAUUCCUUUGGUUUCAACUUCAUUUCUGUGACAAAAUGUGCUGAUAUUUUCACUAAGAAAUGCUUUUUGACCUUCCCUGGAUGAGUCACAGUGGAUUUCACUAGUUCUUGAGUCACCUGUGAAUGAUCAGGUGAGCAGAAGAGGGUCCAAAUUUGCUUUGAAUUCCUAAUUUAGUUCUUUAUGUCUAUUAUCUAAGUCUAACAGCAUUUAUAACAAAGCUUUCCAUCACUUUGCAUAAGAUUAAGGUGAAAAAAUGCCAUAUGCAGGAAAACAAUGUAAGAUUAAUUUCAAAUCUUCAUAAUUUUCACCUUCAUUAUGUUCAAUUUCACAAGAACUGUGUGAGUUAGGCAAGUCAGGAAUUAUUUACCCACUUUGCAAAUGAGGAAAGAGAGUCACAAAAAGGGGAAGCGACUUGCUCAAGGACAUCGAGCUGGUUAGCUGCUAGACCUGGUGUUCUUUCUACACUAUGCCACCUCUGUAUGUAAAAAGGAACACCAGACUCAGGCACUUCUUAGCAGACAGAGCCAAAUGACUUGUGUACUGGAGGCUGUGACGUAUCAGCCUGUGGCCGUGGGGCUCCCUGUAUAACCAGCUACUAUGCUGAGAAUGAGGACAGAGCACCAGCCAUGCUCCUUGCUCACACCUGUGCAGUGCGAUAAACAAAGUAGAAGUAGUCAGCAGCUGUGGUCCAACCAGAUAAAACUUUCAGGCGGGAAGUCAAGUGACAAGUGAACUUGUGUGUCUGUGUGUGUGUUUUUAACUGUUAGUUACUUUUGACACUUUAAAAAAGGCUUCUUGUGGAAGUCAGACCAAAUAGCAAGAAGGUAUUGCAGCAAGAUGGAUUUGGAAAAGGACCAAUCUCAUCUGAUGAUUCAUCAGACACCUGAUCCUCAUCAAGAAGAGAAGCAUGUUCCAGAAGUCAUUGGAACUUGGCAUUUGCGAAACAGAGAACAACUCAGAAAAAGGAAAGCUGAAGCACAAGAAAAGCAAACUUCACAAUGGCAAUUUGGAGAGAAAAAACACAAGCGGCAGAGAACAGGAAAAAGAAGUGAAAGAGGCAGAAAGAGACAACAGAAUACAGAAAUGAAGGUGGAGCCUCCAUCACAACUAGAAAAGGAAGUGACGGAGAAAGCACCUAUUGAGAAAGAAGCUGAGCCACCUGGGAGUGAGACUGAAGCUCUCCUUCUGGGAGCCCUGCCCCAGAGAGUUGUGCCUGAGAAACAUUUUUCUGAAAUAGGUCAAGAAAGCAUUAUCCAUCAGGAAAAUUCUUCUGAGUUCCAAGAAACAGCAGUACAAACCCACCCUUCUGAAAUACACCAAGAUAUGGCUGAAUCUGAAGACCUCUCUCCCAAAAUGUGCCAAGAAAUAGCUGUAUUUCAAGACCAUCCUUCCAAAAUGUGCCGUGAUGUGGCUGAACCAGAAGACCUCUCUCCCAAAAUGUGCCAGGAAGCUGCUGCAGCCCUUUCUUCUAAAACAUCUGAAGACAUGGCUGUCCUGGAAGGAUGCUCUCCUGAAGCAUACCCCAAACCAGAUGUGCCUGAAGGCUACACUCUUGAAAUGUACCAAAAAAGAGCUGAACCUGAGGAACACAAGUCUGAACCAGGUCAAGGAAUAGCUGAAACUGGAGGCUUCAUUCCUAAAAUACAGCAGGAAAUAGCUGUGCCCAAAGAGCUGUCUACAAAGACAUACCAGGAAACAGCUGAGCCCGAAGACUCUUCUCAUAAAACUUACAAAGAAAUUGCUAUGCCUAAAGCCCCCUCUCAUGAAACAAUCCAGGAAACACCUGGAUCUGAAGAAUAUUCACCUGAAACCUACCAAGAAACACCUGGAUCUGAAGACCCUGUACCUGAUAUAUACCAAGAAACACCUGGGCCUGAAGACCUCUCUACUAAGACAUGUAAAGAUAAGGAUGUGCCUAAAGAAUGCUUUCCAGAGCCAUAUGAAGAAACAGGUGGGCCCCAAGACGAAGAUCCUAAAGCACACCAGGAAGAAGCUAAGGAUGCUUCUACUUUUCCUCAAGAAAUGAAGGAAAAACCCAAAGCAGAAGAACCAGAGAUACCAGUGUUUCCAAAUGUUCCUCAAGAGAUUCAGCCAGAAAAUGACAUCUAUAGUUAUGUUUUGUUUUAACGAUGUUCAACCAUCAUAGUUGUUCAACAAAAUACACAUCUUAGUACAUUAUAUGUGUGAUUUUCUCAAAAUAUGCUAGAAAUCUCUACAAUAUUCAUUAAUAUUUUAAGUGUUUUUUUCCCCAUAUAUAGACCAUAUCUGAGAGAACUAAUAUAUUUUCUUCAGGCUCUACCACAUAGACAAUAUCCUGCUUGUGUGUGUGUGUGUGUGUGUGUGUAUGUAUGUGUGUGUGCACGCGCUCACAUGUGUAUAUGUAUGCAUAUGUAUACUGGGGAGACCAUAGUAGUGGGAACAGAGUUAAUCAUUUUCCUGCUCUUAGGAAUUAAAGAAAUGUUUUUUCUUAGGGGAAAAUUAAUUACUGAGUCUUCCCUUUUCCCAUUUUUAAGUCUGAACAAUUAAAAUUUGGGGAAGUAUAUAGUUUUCUUAUAAACUCUGUUCAAUUAUUAAUGUAACAACAGCAUCAAAAUUUUAUUCAGGCUUCAGUUGGCUUUUAACAACUUAACAAUUUUUACAAUUCUUAUCAUUCUGGGACUCCUUCAAAGACCUUUUGGAGUGAUG